This is a messenger RNA of Rhipicephalus microplus (southern cattle tick), 1457 nucleotides long. RefSeq names its product amine oxidase [flavin-containing]-like. The record is from RefSeq and is a predicted model, not a curated record. NCBI's taxonomy places the organism in Eukaryota, Metazoa, Arthropoda, Arachnida, Ixodida, Ixodidae. Gene Ontology annotation, cellular component: mitochondrion. Gene Ontology annotation, molecular function: primary methylamine oxidase activity; flavin adenine dinucleotide binding.
AUGGGGAAUGAGAUUAAGAUUCCAGAAGAGAGUUUCAAGUAUACGGUACUACUGUUACGUGAGGCUGUUGCUGACCUCCACUCUCCCUUUUCUCUCUCUGCGAAGAAUGAUUUGGUUGGCUGGGUGGACCUGGGUGGAUCGUACGUGGGCCCCACGCAGAACCACAUCCUGCGUCUCGCCAAUGAGCUGCAAGUGGACACGUAUAAGAUAUUCGACGACCUCAAGUUGCUGCACUUCAGCGAGGGCAAGGCGUACCCGUACGAAACCACGUGGGCCCACUUCGGCCUCAACGACCCCCUUGCAUGGUUCGACAUCAACUACGUCAUGCGCAGGAUGGACAUUAUGAUGGAGCAGGUUCCCGCUGUAGAUCCGUGGAACUGUCCCCACGCGGAGGAGUGGGAUGCUAUGACGCUGCAGAGCUUCUUCGAGAAGGAGUCGUGGACGAAGCCUCCGAAGCACCAGCAAACAGGUAGGGUUGAGUUCAACGCCCAAGCAUGUGCCCUUCAGCAAGACGAGAAUGGCGUCGUCGUGGGUGUCAUCGACGGCAGGGAGUUCCAGGCUGAUUACGUCAUAAUGGCAAUCCCGCCGCCCCUACAGCUGAAAAUUCAUUACGAGCCUCCGCUGUCGCCGCUUCGAAACCAGCUCAUACAACGUACGCCGGUUGGUUCGGCGUUCAAGAUGAACAUUUAUUACCCCAAGCCCUUCUGGAGGGAAGCAGGUUACGGUGGAAUAGCAUCCUGUGCCGACGACAGCUUAGCUUUCAACAUUACCACGGACGACUGCAGACCUGGAUUAUCCCUGGCGGCCCUCACAAUAUUUGCCAUCGGUGACAAAGCCUUGAGGCUGCAGGAACUGCCGAAACAGGUCAGGCCCAAAGUCAUCGCUGCAGAUUUGGCGAGGGCCUUCGAACACGAAGCAGCCUACAACCCUGUACACUUCGAAGAGAAGAACUGGCUCGAGGAACAGUACUCGGGCGGUUGCUACGUGUCCACUUUCCCGACAGGGGUCAUGAGCAAGUACGGAAAGACCCUGCGGGAACCGUUCGGCCGAGUGUACUUCGCGGGCACGGAGACGGCAACGGCGUGGCCUGGCUACAACGGUGCUGUGCAGGCUGGCGAGAGGGCUGCCAGGGAGGUCUUAUGUGCAAUGAAGAUUCUACGGAAAGAUGAAAUCUGGGAGGAAGAACCAGAAUUCAAGGGUGUGAAGGCGCGGCCAUUCGAGAUGUCCUUCUUGGAGUGGCAUCCCCCUCACGUGCUCCUUGUCGGGUCUACGGGAGCCUUCGCCGCAUCCAGCGUUGCUUGUGUGGUGGGCUACUGCGUAUGGAAGGCAGUCACCGCCAUGCGGAGCUCAUAGACCAUCCAGCUGAGAAGCAUUCUCAAAUGCGUACGGGUUCUUCCUCAGAAGGGCCUUAUCCACAGAUGGCGAAUUCACCGCUGAAUAUGCACUACCGCAGAGCA